Messenger RNA from Histoplasma capsulatum G186AR, 435 nucleotides. RefSeq lists its product as uncharacterized. Lineage: Eukaryota; Fungi; Ascomycota; Eurotiomycetes; Onygenales; Ajellomycetaceae. The transcript is spliced from 2 exons. The coding region runs from base 1 to 435 and encodes 144 amino acids. The record is from RefSeq and is a predicted model, not a curated record.
AUGUCGGCGACCACCGCGUCUUUGCCAUCUCCUCAAGCUUGGAGUCCCAACGUCGCAACUAACGCAGUGUCUACUACCCCGUUGGGAAUGCCGCCACGGACACCCGCGUCAGUCGGCCAGAUGGCGGCUCCUAUUCUGGGUUCUGGAGGUGCCCUCUCACCGCGAGUCCUGCGCGAUUCGUGCAAUGGCUACUUCGGCGUCGUCGAUUUCAAUUCCAACAACCCGCCAAACUCGACAGCGGGAAAACAUACGCGCAAAACCUGGAAUUUAACGUCGGGCUCGCCAGGUGCUGGGAAACAAGGGAAUCGUCAGCCCUCUGAAUACAACUUCGAAUCGGCUGGGUUUGUUGCUGGCCAUAGAAUCACGUCCAGUUUUGAGAAACAAACGCAGGCCCUUCGCGAUAGAGAUCGCAGGGCUGAGGAGAGGCCUAUAUGA